GAAAUCUCUUCGGAUAACUCCAAGUCUCCCACAAAUCCAAAAGAAAAACUCUCACGAAAGAAACCUUCUUCCUAUGCCAACGCCGCUAGAUAUGCCUUGGGCAAACCAACUUACAAUAUCGCAAAAGACUCUGGUAUCUUUCUUCAAACAGACAGUGACUUUCCUCUCAUAUAUGAUAUUUCGCAACUCCAACUCAUCCCGGACAACCAACUUAUUUCCUCUUCUCAUCUUCAAUUUGGCGCUGACGCGUUCGGUGCCAAGCUAAAAUACAUUCAUGGCAAACGUACCUAUCUAGAAGUUGCUUUUGCUUCUGAAGAAUCUCAACUGAAAUGGGAAGAUAAAAUUCUCGUUAUAGCUGGCAAGAACUUGAAAGCUCAAAGAGCUUUCUCUAACCAAAAAACUUUCUUCUCUAUCACUCUUUCCGGGGUUCCUCUCAGCCAAAGUGAUGAAAUUACCUCUACUAUCAAAGAAACCUUCGAUAAAAUAGGAAAAGUAGCCGUUAUCAAACCCAAACUCUGGGAAGGCACUUCUCUCUGUUCAGACAAGUGGUCGGUUACCUUCGACACUACAAGCCAAGAAGAUCAACUCACCUUCUGUACCAAGAUCCCUAGAUCUAUCAAAAUCAAGUCCUCCAAUGUCUUCGUAACCUGGAAAGCUGCUCCUCCUUUCUGCACUUUCUGCGGCAAAUCAGGUCACAAAAGAAGUGACUGUAAGGAUCUUCGAAAUGCCAACAUCUCU
Molecule: messenger RNA, 738 nt
Organism: Ambispora gerdemannii
Lineage: Eukaryota; Fungi; Glomeromycota; Glomeromycetes; Archaeosporales; Ambisporaceae
Source: the annotation of a GenBank genome assembly